AUGGGGGGUGGCGCAUUCAACCUGGACCCAGGCGGUGCGGUGGCUUUGGGAGUCAUUGUAGGAUUGGUGUCAACAUGUGUGCAAUCAGUAGGCUUGACGUUACAGCGCAAGUCGCACAUGCUGGAGGACGAGAAGAUCGACGACCUCGACCGAAGACCACCCUAUAAAAGGCGAAGAUGGCAGAUUGGAAUGCUGUUGUUCCUGGUUGCGAACAUUGUAGGAUCUACCAUCCAGAUAGUGGCUCUGCCUCUGCCGCUGUUGAGCACACUGCAGGCGUCUGGCUUGGUGUUCAACAGUAUAUUGGCUAGCUUGCUGCUGAAAGAGCCAUGGACGUGGAGGACCGCAUGUGGCACGAUAUUGGUCGCCGCAGGAGCUGUUCUGAUCAGCUACUUCUCUGCCGUGCCAGAGCCGAGUCACAGCUUGCAGCAGCUCCUCGUGUUGCUAGGCAAGACAAAUUUCCUGGUCUGGUUCAUACUGUCGCUGCUUUUUGUCCUAGGCGUCAUCGUAAUGACCUUCUGCCUACGGUACUUCGUCCCCGCGCAUAGGAAAGACACACCACGAAUCCUCUUGAUCAAUGGCAUGGCCUUUGGAUUGAUAUCCGGCAUCCUUUCAGCGCAUGCAUUACUGCUUGCAAAGAGUGCUGUGGAAUUGGUCGUCCGCAGUCUGACGGAUCGUAACAACCAGUUUAAGACCUUCGAACCCUGGCUACUUCUGCUGGCUUUCCUGAUACUCUCCUUGUCGCAACUAUACUAUCUGCACCUAGGCCUGAAGUUGAUCUCGACAAGCAUACUCUACCCUUUCGUGUUCUGCAUCUACAAUAUCGUUGCCAUCCUGGACGGACUUAUCUACUUCCAGCAAUUGGAUCGCCUACCGCCACUAUCCGCAGGACUGAUUGCGCUGGGCACCUUCCUCCUUCUUGAUGGAGUGUUGGCACUCAGUCUCCGCCUUCACGAUGAUGAAGAUGAGGAUGAUCAUCCACAUCACCUUCAGACCGAGAUACCACAAACACUUCUCGCACCUGGUUCCGGAUUUGUCGCAGACCCGGACACAGAGUCAAGCGAGUCAGCAUCAAUCCGCACAGAUGACGACAUGGAGACCGAGCGCGAGAUCAACGAGCACACCAGCCUCAUCCGCAAAUCUUUGGAUCGAAGUCGCACAACAACGAACAAGGUCCCUAAUUUCGUUCCAGGCCAUAUGCAUGUGCCCAUAGGCAGACGUCGCCACCGAGCAGCCACACUCAAAGACGUCAAGCAAAUCUGGGAGGCACUCGAAGAUUCCGAAGACCACUACGGGACCUUUGACAGGCCUUCCUCCUCGAACACGUUUGGCCCAGGCAGGCCAGCCAGCGCUGGACAGCAGCGCCAAAGACGACGCAGACGAUCCAGUAUUGGCAAACCUCUGGAGCCGAGUCAGGAACCCGGGAUCAGCCUCGAACCAGACGAGCAGCGGGCAUCUUCAUCUCGGGCCAGCACAAUGCCAGCGAGGAGUUCGCGGAGUCGGCGGAGAAGUAAAGCGGGAAGUGCACUGUUUUCGGACCUGCUUAAGAGUGAUUGGUGGCUAUUCAAACGGAAAGCUGAUGAUGAUGAUGAUGAUGACAAUGAUGGCGGAGCAUCAGGAUCCGCAUCGCAAUCUCCGGCUCGUGAACGAGAGCGGCGGAAUGGAGAUGUGGUGUAGGAAGCAGUGUUUUCUGUGUUGUGUUACGAUAUUUCUCGGUUAAAGAUACCCAUGAUUUUUGAGAAGAGGG
Pseudocercospora fijiensis CIRAD86 is the source of this 1744-nucleotide messenger RNA. RefSeq lists its product as uncharacterized. The record is from RefSeq and is a predicted model, not a curated record. The coding region runs from base 1 to 1674 and encodes 557 amino acids. Gene Ontology annotation, cellular component: membrane. The transcript has a single exon. Gene Ontology annotation, molecular function: magnesium ion transmembrane transporter activity. Gene Ontology annotation, biological process: magnesium ion transport. NCBI's taxonomy places the organism in Eukaryota, Fungi, Ascomycota, Dothideomycetes, Mycosphaerellales, Mycosphaerellaceae.